Molecule: messenger RNA, 312 nt
Organism: Lactuca saligna
Lineage: Eukaryota; Viridiplantae; Streptophyta; Magnoliopsida; Asterales; Asteraceae
Source: the annotation of a GenBank genome assembly
AUGGAGUUCAAUGACAUUUACAUGAAUGCCACCCACAACCCCCAAAGUGAUGCAAAUAAGGUGGAUGUUCUAUCAAAAGUUCGGAAGAUUUAUAAGACGAAAGUCGGAAAACCUUUUGACAAUCAGGCGUAUUGGGGAGUUGUGAAGGACAAACCAAAAUGCCUUAAUCUAAAAAGUGCGGAUGAUCAAGCGGGCAUGUCCACACGAAGCAAAACUUCAAAGUCAACCCACAAUCAAUAUUAUGAUGCACGUAUUGGGGGGAUUGAACUCAACGACGAUCCAUAUGAAGCUUCAACUCGUCUUAUGGGAUGA